UGCCUGAGGAACCAGUCCCCGCACGCCUGACUGCCACCCCCUCUCGCUUCCGCUCUCUCUUUCUCCCUUCCAUACUUAACCUGCUUCAUCCAACACCGAUUCACCACUCCCAUCCUCUCCAUCAAUCAACUCCAUCAAAAAUUCAGCGAAAAUGCUCGCCUCAAGCAGGUUGACCGGCGCCGUCGCCCGUAUGGGCCUGAAGCAGCCCUACCGUUUGAUGUCAACGGCACAGGGACAGGCUCGCCUCUCAAGCUCCAUCGUCUCCACUGCUCGCCAGCAGGCGACCGGCCGUCACGGCCUGCUUCUCAAUGGCGGUCGCAACACGUUCACUUCCACCAUGAUCCGCGGCGCGAUGCAAUCCCGCGGCGUCGUCGUCGAGUCCACGGCCGCUGCGCUCAUCACGGCUGCCAAGGUGCACGGUGCGGGUGCGGCCACAAUUGGCCUCGCGGGCGCUGGUGUCGGCAUUGGCACUGUCUUUGGCGCGCUCAUUCAAGGCGUCGCUCGCAAUCCUUCGAUGAGAGGCCAGCUCUUCUCAUACGCCGUCCUGGGCUUUGCCUUCGCCGAAGCCACCGGCCUCUUCGCCCUCAUGGUUGCUUUCCUCCUUCUCUACGCCUACUAGAUUCGCAUCCAGGCAGCUUGUGGAUCGUGCAAUCGUGCAUCGCAUUUGUGCGUUGGGACCACGACACAGAUUGACGAAGAUGGACCCUCGGGCUGGUGGAGAUAAGACCCUGACCCAGGCGAGCGGGCCGCCGCCUUAGCGCUGGUGUCCACAUGCUUUCGGGGGAUCCGGCACCACAUCCAGAGCUCACACAUUCUCGGUGGACCAUGUUCUGUUGGAAGCAAUAGAGACGGAUGGGCAUGUAGCAUAUC
Parathielavia appendiculata is the source of this 870-nucleotide messenger RNA. RefSeq lists its product as uncharacterized. Gene Ontology annotation, biological process: proton motive force-driven ATP synthesis; proton transmembrane transport. The record is from RefSeq and is a predicted model, not a curated record. The transcript has 3 exons. Lineage: Eukaryota; Fungi; Ascomycota; Sordariomycetes; Sordariales; Chaetomiaceae. Bases 152 to 619 code for a protein of 155 amino acids. Gene Ontology annotation, molecular function: proton transmembrane transporter activity.